Lachnellula hyalina is the source of this 555-nucleotide messenger RNA. RefSeq lists its product as uncharacterized. NCBI's taxonomy places the organism in Eukaryota, Fungi, Ascomycota, Leotiomycetes, Helotiales, Lachnaceae. The record is from RefSeq and is a predicted model, not a curated record. The coding region runs from base 1 to 555 and encodes 184 amino acids. The transcript has a single exon.
AUGGCUUCUGCAAAGACUCAAAAGGCCCUCUUUGUUACCGAAUUGGGCAAGCCAGUAACGGCAGGCACUCGCGAACUCCCAGCCCUGGGUCCUCAUAAAAGUAACUACAACUCAACGCCAGUAUUCUCCCAUCCCCAGAGCUCCAGCCAAUCUCCGAUCAAAAGCCCAGUCCUUCCCCACGAUACGUAUGGCCGCGACGUGGGACUCUUCUUCGCAGACCACCUCCCCUACGUCUUAGGUUCCAACAUCGCCGGCACAGUACAAUCACCCAACCCUGCAUACAGCCUCGGGACACACAUCUACGGUCCCGGCAACCCUCUAUCCUCAGUACCAAACUACUCCGGGGUACAAGAGUACACACCCCUCACUGUCUCGAAUUCUGCUCCCAUCCCAGAGGGUAUCAGAGAUGAGGGAGCAGCCACGUUACCGAUUAAUGAAGUGUUGUUCCACCCCAAUCAUAUUGCCCUUUCUCCUCCUUGGUCCCAGGAAGCUGCGAGCUUUGAAUACAGCAAAGGGACGCUGGUGGACUAUUUGCCAAUUUCUCGAACACCGUAG